Messenger RNA from Bathycoccus prasinos, 1326 nucleotides. Its product is annotated as Potassium channel protein. The coding region runs from base 1 to 1326 and encodes 441 amino acids. Lineage: Eukaryota; Viridiplantae; Chlorophyta; Mamiellophyceae; Mamiellales; Bathycoccaceae. Gene Ontology annotation, cellular component: membrane. The record is from RefSeq and is a predicted model, not a curated record. The transcript has a single exon. Gene Ontology annotation, molecular function: potassium ion leak channel activity. Gene Ontology annotation, biological process: potassium ion transmembrane transport; stabilization of membrane potential.
AUGGCUGAAAAGAAAUCUAUAACCCAAGGCGCGUCCACGUACGGGACCGUGAGCAAGAGUAACUCGAACGACAACUCGUUCGAAGAGGACGAUGCGUACGAUCCGUACGCCAUGCGUUCAUCAGGGAUUGGUCGUGGUUCGAACAACGGCUCGCCGUCCACGAAGUAUGGUGGUGACGCGCACGACGAUUCCACCAACAAAACGUUUCCUUUUCGGAGGAGAAGGCUGGUGGACAAUUUGUCUAAGUGGAGAUUAAACGCGAAGAAUAAACGGAGCGAGAGAAGUGCGUUAGCAAACUUCGUCAUCGAUUGGACCUUGCCUAUUUUUGCCUGCUACAUUGGCAUAUCGGUGGUUAUUCUGAUGACGGAUCCGAACGAACCGGCGUUUAGUGGUUCCUUCGUGAAAGCGUUUUACUUCGUCGCUGUAACCAUCAUGGCCAUCGGGUACGGCGAUUAUUACCCAGUCUCCGACGGCGGUAAAAUAUACAUCAUGGUUUUGAUAUUUACGGGAAUUGUAAUCGUUGCUUCUGUAUUUGAUCGUUUGACGAUGUGGUUUCUUGUCAAGGCGAAAGAUGUUCGAGGGAAACUCGAAGAAAAGCGUAGCCGCGAAAUUGAAGAGGACUUGGUCACCUUGCGAGAAGCCAUCGUCUCGUCGCAUAAAAUGAAAGGUACGGAAGAGUACGAACCAAACUUGUUGCAAAAAGGCAGCCACGAAAAGUCAACGCAAAAAGUGACCGAGGAUAUCCAAAGCAUGAGAAAAAAUUCUGUGUGGUACGCCGUAGGAAUGCUUCUCGCGGUGGUGAUUUCCGGAGCAGCGAUUUUCCACGCCAUCGAAGGACACACGUAUCUCGAUUGUAUUUAUUGGGCUGUUGUCACCACAACAACUGUUGGUUACGGGGAUAUCUAUCCCGUCACCGACCCCGGUAGACUUUUUACGUGUGCAUAUGGCUUGUGCUCGAUAGGUUUGGUGACGUACUCGUUAUCGUUGAUUGCGAAGAACACGUUGUACCAAUCGUUGGAGGAUGAGUCCGCCGUGGAAUCUUUUCAGCUCACUGCGCAAACGCUGAUUGAUAUCGGUGGAAAGAAAGGGUACGCGAGCGAAUUCGAUUUCCUCGUCGCCAUGUUAUUAGCGAGCGGUAAAGUAGAUUCAGAGGAUGUAGAAGAAAUUAGGAGAAAGUUUAUGCGUUUGGAUAUCAACGGCGAUAAACAGUUGGAUUAUAGAGAUUUGUUAGGCGGCGACCUAUCUUCUCAAGGUGGAGCGACGACGCUCAGUCGUGCGGCGCCGCGUCCAGGAACGCCUGAAAGAAAGCUCAUUCCAAAAGAAUGA